AUGGAAUGGCAUGUCCCUAGCUUUGGUGAAGUAAUUUCAGCAGCUUGUAACAGCAAAAUUGAUGAUGAUUGCCUUGGUGAUAAAAUUGAUGGCGAAGCGCAGUUAUCACUUGCAGGCGAUGAGUAUAGUUGCAAAGCUGGAGCAUUGUGCGUUAUUUCAUCUAUCUCUUCACUGCUAUCCGAUAAAAGGUUUAGAUCCAACAAAGAUGACGGCAAAGAUGGAGGUGGAGAGCUACUGUCUGAAAGAGUUGGAGGGAUAUACUUAUCUAACUCAUCAGCUGAAUCAUCACUGCUACCUACGUCUGAUCUAGCUCCAGAUUUUGGAACUAGGGCGAGAAUUCUGCGGGGUCUAUUUUGUUGUUGA
Messenger RNA from Parnassius apollo (apollo), 363 nucleotides. NCBI's taxonomy places the organism in Eukaryota, Metazoa, Arthropoda, Insecta, Lepidoptera, Papilionidae. The record is from the annotation of a GenBank genome assembly.